AUGCAGUCUGUGCAAAGAAAGUUCGGUAAACUCUGGAACAAGGCCCCUGGAGAUAAUGCCAAAGUGUCGGUACUCUUGAACGACUACGAAGAUGCCGAUAAAGUGCUGGCCAAGAUAAUCGAGAGCAACACCGCUUGGCGCGAGUCGUGGUUCGCCCUCCUCAACUCCCAGUUGCAGGCCGUUGUCGAGUACGAGGCGCUUUACGACCCCAUCGUGGGCGCGUCAGACGGACAUGGACGUGAAUCACUUCCCACCCCUGCGCUCCAAUUGAGGCGGACGUUCAGGCUCCGAGAGGCAUACGCGGAGCUGAAGACCGAACUCACAGAAGAGGUGGGCCAAAUCGACGAGAGGAUCCUCAAGCCCGCGACCGAUGCCCGGGCCUGCAUCCAGCCCAUCCGCGCGACGAUCAAGAAGAGGGAGAACAAGAGACUGGACUAUGAGAAAUGCCAAGCCAAGCUCACCAAGCUCCGUCAGAAGCCAAACAGGACGCCGAAAGAGGAAGCGUCCCUCGCCAAGACGGAGGACGAGCUGGGAUGCCUGGCGGAUGAGUUCAGCAUUGCAGACGCCCACCUACGGGAGACCCUGCCCCUGGUCAUCACAGCGUGCUUCAGCCUGAUACCGCCACUACUUGCGGCCCAUGUGCUCAUCCAGAACCGGCUGCUAGGGCUCUACUACACCACCCUGAACGCCUACUGCGAUGAACUGGGCUUUCCCUCUCCGCCGCCCCCCAUGAGGGAGGUGAUAACGGAGUGGAACACCAGUUUCCAACCAGUCCACGGAGCUGUCGAGUCCCUCAGCUUCAUCUCCCGCGGGAAGGGUCUCCACCAGCCUUCCAUAAACGCGAGGAACGACCCCCAGGCUCGCAAUCCGGCCUUCUCGCCCAUGUCUCUAGCAGACGGCCCGCGUCGUUCGUCUUCAGGAUUGAUCCCCGGCGCCAGCAACGGCACGGCCCAACGACUGCUUCGAGUUCCGUCCGCCAACUCCCUUCCGCCGUCCCCCGCCCGGCCGGACCACCCGCCGCGGCCAAGCCGUAGUUUUACCGACCACCUGGCGCCCACGGACUUCACCACCGCCACCGUGCUCGGCCGGUCACCGGGCACCUCGCCCCAUUCUCCCAACAGACUGCCGGCGGAAUACCUCAGCGGCGGCAGCGGCGGCGUGCCCAGCCCCAGCGGCGGUUAUCGCACCCCGUUGGGGUCCGACGUAUCCCGCAACUCCUCCCAGCAGUCCCUGCUCAACGGGAUCGCCGCCAAGAAGAAGGCGCCGCCGCCGCCCCCUCCGAAGCCGAAGCCGAAGCCGCCCAUGCCCCCGCGGCCCGACGACUUCGUCGUGGCGCGGUACGCUUUCGCGGGCCAGGGGGAGGGCGACCUCUCGUUCCGCGAGGGCGAGCGCAUCAGGGUCGUCAAGCGGACGGGCACCGACCAGGACUGGUGGGUCGGCGAGCUCGCCGGCGGCGCCAGGGGGAACUUCCCGGCCAACUACUGCCGGCCCGCUUGA
Phialemonium atrogriseum is the source of this 1497-nucleotide messenger RNA. Its product is annotated as SH3 domain signaling protein. The transcript has 3 exons. The record is from RefSeq and is a predicted model, not a curated record. Gene Ontology annotation, biological process: actin cortical patch localization; plasma membrane tubulation; endocytosis. Bases 1 to 1497 code for a protein of 498 amino acids. Gene Ontology annotation, cellular component: medial cortex; mating projection tip; actin cortical patch. Lineage: Eukaryota; Fungi; Ascomycota; Sordariomycetes; Cephalothecales; Cephalothecaceae. Gene Ontology annotation, molecular function: protein binding; lipid binding.